Rotaria sp. Silwood2 is the source of this 1087-nucleotide messenger RNA. Lineage: Eukaryota; Metazoa; Rotifera; Eurotatoria; Philodinida; Philodinidae. The record is from the annotation of a GenBank genome assembly.
AUGUCUGAAGACAUUGAAGCAAUUAAUGUAACUAAAAAGAGUUCUGCUCGGAAAUCGGACGUUUGGAAUUAUUUUAAACGUAUUGAAACCAAUGGUGUGUUUCUGGCUCAAUGCUUGAAAAAAGAAUGUAGUAAAAUAUUAUCAACACCAAACUGGACAACAUCGUCUUUAAUCAAACAUCUGAAUUAUGUUCAUAAAAUUCGUGAUUUAAAAAAGUUACCACGUUAUCGUUUUCGUGCAUCUGGAGGAGUGCAGAAAUUAUCAAAAGAAAAAAAAAGUCAUAUUGAUCGCUUAGCAUUAGAAGCUAUUAUAAAAGAUGGUAGAAGUUUCAACGACUUCAACAAAAGUGGAUUAAAACGGUUUAUACAAAAUAUAUUCCCAGAAAUAGAGAAAAAACUUGUUGAAUUAAACAUAUUCCACAAAGUAACAACAAUUACAUCUGAUAAUGCUCCCAAUAUGUUGGGAUUGUUCCAAUAUUUAUCUCGUUCUGAUAUAAAACAUAUUCCAUGCAUGGCGCAUGUUCUUCAUUUAAUAUUAUGCAAUGGUCUUGGUAUAUGGGAAACAAUAACAGAUAAUAAUGAUAAAAUUUCUGGUGAAUCUACCAAUGAAAAUUUAAUUAAUUUUGAUGACAGUAUUAGUCAAUACUUAAAAACCAUUAAUAUUAAUAGUGAUGGAAGUUGUAAUAUGCCAAUAUCAAAUGUCAAUCAGUCGGUUGAAGAAGAAAUACAAUCCGGUGAUGAAGUAAGUACUAUAUGGUUACAAUUAGAAUGAUAUACUGACAAAUUGUCUCAUAGAGCUCUUAAACUCAUUUAAAAAAGCGUGCCAUUGGAAAAAAAUUGAAAACAUGUCUUAUAUUAUAAGUUUUUUCGAAAGGAUUAAUAUCAACGUAAAAGUUGAUAGUUUGGAGAUCGAUGAGUUUCAAGUAGUUACGUUAAAAACAGAUUAUAUAUCAAACAUUUAUUUUUUUUUAUUCAGACGUGUGAAAAUGAAACAAUUGAUGAUGAAAAUGAUUCGAAUUCUGUGGUAACAAAUUCAUCUGAACUUAGUGAUGGGGGAGCCGCGAAAACUCGAACUUAAAACUUACACU